This is a messenger RNA of Didymodactylos carnosus, 2396 nucleotides long. Lineage: Eukaryota; Metazoa; Rotifera; Eurotatoria; Philodinida; Philodinidae. The record is from the annotation of a GenBank genome assembly.
AUGAGACUUUCGGGAGUUCUGAUCUGGUUUUCCAAAAAUCUCCUCAAAAACCAAUUUGACAAUUUUUUCCGAAACACGGGCACAGGUCUCUAGUUUCUAAAACUGAAAAUCGCACCUCUCCAUCUAUUACCUAUCAAAAGUUAUUCAAAAAGCAAACGAUGCUAUUGUAUUUUGGAACGGAUAGUAGAUUAUGUACUCAAAUGAUCAAUAUAUAUAUAUUUUAUCGGUUUUAUUGUAGAAAACUCAUGUUUUCUUCCUAUAUUCUUUCCAAUAUAUCAGUUUUCUUAAAAAUCUGAGUUUUUCUAUUCAUUAGAAAAAUCCAAUAUCUUCGGAAAAAGCACUGCAAAGUUUUUAAGCUACUGGUGGUGUAUUUUCAAGACUUGUUGCCAGUGUGUUUAUCCUGAGUUCUUUCGUUAAAAGAAAAGUCUCAUGAUUUGUAGAGUCCAUAUUUGCACGGUGUAAUGGAAGCCGUCAAAAAUGAUUGAAUACGAAGAACGUAGACAUCGAGUAUAUUCUACGCAUAUGGGUAAAACGUAUGGUCAUUCUCCCGUUUGUGGAAAAACUGUCAGAAAAAUAUAUUUUGUUGUUUUUUUGAUGUUCACUGUGGAUUCUACUAGUCGACCUUUAUAGAAGACUAAUUCUUUCUACUGUCGCUUUUAUUCUUCUUAAAAAACUAGUUUCUUACACACUUUUCCGUGCAUCUCGAUGAGAGUGAACUAAAGGGAUCAGUUCUGAAGCGAACUGAAAAUCUGAUGGCAAAACGUCUAUUGCUAGCAAAAAUGAAUAAAUUGUGAGUGGUACAUCGCGUUUCAUAAGAUAUAGAAUACAUAGAACAAAAAGUUGCUCUCAAACUUAUGUACCUUACCGUUCCUGAGGAAAACAUGCGUUAUUGGGAAAGUGUCCUGUCACCUAUUCUAUUCAUUCUGCUAUAACCUUAAGCGGGCGAUAUUUUCAUCAAAAACUGAAGGAAUGCAAAUUUAUCGUGCACCGUUUGACUCGUCUUCGGAAGACGGAUAAAACGGACCGUAUUCGAAGUCGUUAAAAAGAGUUUUAACGGUUGUCUAAGUCGUAAAAUGAUGUUUGAUCAGUUCAGAACUGAUUCCAUUAGAUCAGUCUCAUAGAGAUGUACCAAACAGUGUGUAAGAAACGUUUUUCUGAAAGACUGUAAGUCUUACAUUACAUUAGUCUCGAGGAUUUUGGGAUUUUUCCUGUCAUAACCUUGUUUACCAUAAUCCCGUUUUGCAAAGAUCCUUCAAAAACCCUACUUCCUAUUUAUGAGGAAACGAUUUGGACUGUUCAAGAUCAAAACUCUUCAAAAGUCGGCAGAGAGUACUUUUUUCUCGAGCACUCAAUAGUGGCAUCAGUACGUUAGAGAAAAAUUCAUUUAAACUUUACUUUAUCCACGAAGGGUCGAUUAGUAGUUCAUAAAAUAACACAUAUCUGACAUUAAUUUUUCAUAGGAUAUUUGAUGCAUUUAUUUUUAUUUGAUAAGUAUUCCAGUUUAGAGCAGGUUUUGUGAAACACGAAGCCAUAGACCAAAAAUGGAGUUAUAAAAUCAAAAUAUAACACGCAAAAACAAUCUCGUACUACUUAUGUCAUAUUCGGACAAUUGUAGUUCUACUCAUUAACUUCUAUUGAUGACACAUUUUGAAUGAAUGGGAAAUUUGUUUCUAACCUUUUCAUCAGUGUGAACUAUUAAUUAGUUUAUUUUUAUUCUGUUAGAUUGUAAAUAUGGUACACUAGAUGGCUCUAGUAAUUUGAACUCCAAUAUUUACAAUUUAAUUGUGUUUAAUGCCGAUGAUCAAAUACACCAUAAUGGAAUUAUUGAUUCAAUUUCAAUUAAUUUUCAUAGUCAACCAUAUAGUUUAAAUCGAAAAAUAAUUCUUUAUAAAAUUUGUCGAUCACGUACGAAUUUCGAAUUUUUUGAAAUUGAAGGUACAUAUGAAAUAGGUUCUCAGUUAAUUAAGACAAUGACUGGUGUACAAGAUAUCGAGAAUAUUAAUUGGCCAAUAGAAAGAGAUAGGUAUCUUGGUAUUCAUUUUGCUCCUGGCAGCGGUUAUCCAUUUAGUGUAGCACGUAAUCAGUAUUACACCCAAUUUGCUGAUAACUUUUCGCACAAUACACCAACCGAAUUUAAACAUUGUCCAAAUGGUAUAGCAUUUAGGUUCAACGUACUGCAGGAUGAAUAUACUGUUCAAGACUUUAUGGCAUUUUUUAUGCGACCGACAUCUCAACAUACUUCAGAAGGCGAUGAAUUAAAUGAUUUUGAACAGCGAGAUAAUAUGUUACGUGAAAGAAGUAUUGCUCAAGAUAUUCGCAAAAAAAUAAUAGAUAACAUUAAAACCAGAGAAGCAAGUGAUGUAUUAAUGGAAGAUUAUGAUGAGACUUUGAAAUGA